Diospyros lotus (date-plum) is the source of this 2916-nucleotide messenger RNA. Its product is annotated as conserved oligomeric Golgi complex subunit 5. Lineage: Eukaryota; Viridiplantae; Streptophyta; Magnoliopsida; Ericales; Ebenaceae. Gene Ontology annotation, biological process: intra-Golgi vesicle-mediated transport. The transcript is spliced from 4 exons. The record is from RefSeq and is a predicted model, not a curated record. Gene Ontology annotation, cellular component: COG complex. Bases 56 to 2587 code for a protein of 843 amino acids.
AAAGAAAUGAAGAGUAUGAGAGACUGAAGAGAGAGAGAGAGAGAGAGAGAGAGCAAUGGCUUCACCGGCGAUCCAGAGAUCUCCAAUGGCUUCUUCUGCUUCUUCGCCUCUCCAACGCCCUUCAACCUUCAAAGACAGAGCCACUCCCGCAGCCCCCACCUCCGCCGCUUCUCCAACCCUAACCCCUCCCUCCUCCGCCACUCCCUUCUCCUCCCCCCUUGAUUCAUUCGCCUCCGAUCCCAUCUUCUCGGCCUUCCUCUCCCCUGACUUCGACUCCGCCCGCUUCUCCUCCGCCGCCCUCUCCUCCGGCUCCGCCGCCUCCCGAGCAGAGAAGCUCCAGGACGGCAUCCGCCUCCUCGAGAAGCAGCUCCGCUCCGAGGUCCUCUCCCGCCACGCUGACCUUCUCUCGCAGCUCUCCUCCAUCCGAGACGCCGAUUCCUCCCUCUCUGCCAUCCGAUCCGCCGUCUCCACGCUCCAAUCUUCCGUACGCCGCGUGCGCUCCGAGAUCGCCGAUCCCCACCGCCAGAUCCGCGCCAAGACGCUCCAGCUCUCCAAUCUCCAUCACUCCACUCACCUCCUCCAGUUCACCAUUCGCGUCCUCCGUCUCUCAAAGAAGUUCCGCGAUGUUAUGGUAGUUGCGGAUUCCGAGCCAGAGAAGCUCGACCUCGCCAAGGCCGCGCAAUUCCACUGCGACAUUUUGAGCAUCUGCAACGAGAAUGACCUUGCCGGCAUUGCCGUGAUUGAUGACGAGUUAAAAUGGGUGUUCGAAGCGGGGAAGAAGUUGAGAUCGGAAGGAAUGAGGGUUUUGGAGAAGGGUUUGGAGGGAUUGAAUCAGGCCGAGGUCGGCGCCGGACUGCAAGUCUUUUACAAUCUCGGGGAAUUGAGAGCCACAGUCGAUGGGUUGAUAAACAAGUACAAGAAUCAGGGUGUGAAAAGUGUGAGUGUUACAUUGGAUAUGAAGGCCAUUUCAGCUUCUUCUGGUGGUGGGCUUGGGCCUGGUGGAAUACAGAGGAGCGGUACGCCCCAGAUCGGCGGUGGAGCGAAGGCCAAGGAGGCGCUGUGGCAGAGGAUGAGUACGUGCAUGGAUCGGCUGCAUUCCAUUAUGGUCGCAGUUUGGCAUUUGCAGCGGGUGCUUUCAAAGAAGAGAGAUCCAUUUACCCAUGUUUUGCUGCUUGACGAAGUCAUGCAGGAAGGUGAUGCAAUGUUAACAGAUCGUGUUUGGGAGGCACUUGUAAAAGCUUUUGCAAGCCAAAUGAAAUCUGCUUUCACAGCUUCAAGCUUUGUGAAAGAGAUAUUUACUGUUGGGUAUCCAAAGCUAUACUCCAUGAUAGAAAAUCUUCUUGAAAGGAUUUCACGUGACACAGAUGUCAAAGGGGUUAUACCUGCUAUUACCUUAGAAGGAAAAGAUCAACUGGUUACUGCCAUUGAAAUAUUUCAGACAGCUUUCUUGACUCUCUGUCUGGGUCGCCUGUCAGAUCUUGUUAAUAAUGUAUUUCCAGUAUCAAGCCGUGGAAGUGUUCCCUCCAAGGAGCAUAUAUCGAGAAUUGUAUCACGCAUUCAGGAAGAAAUUGAAGCUGUUCAGCCUAAUGGGCGGUUGACUCUUCUAGUCUUGAGAGAAAUCACCAAAGUGCUGCUUUUGCUGGCACAGAGAGCUGAAUAUCAGAUAUCUACUGGCCCUGAAGCACGUCAGAUAACUGGUCCUGCAACUGCAGCGCAACUCAAGAACUUUGCUUUAUGUCAGCAUCUGCAGGAAAUUCAUACACGCAUCUCAGCUAUGAUGACAGGGUUGCCCCCUAUUGCUUCUGAUGUAUUGUCUCCGUCAUUAGGCACCAUAUAUGGGGUUGCUUGUGACUCAGUAACAUCCUUGUUCAAAGACAUGCUUGACCGUCUUGAGGCUUGCAUCCUGCAAAUUCAUGAACAAAACUUUGGUGUGCUUGGCAUGGAUUCUGCCAUGGACAACAAUGCAUCGCCUUAUAUGGAAGAGCUGCAGAAGUGCAUUCUUCAUUUUCGCAGCGAAUUCCUAUCUAGGCUUUUGCCUUCCUCAGCAAAUGCCAGGUCGACGGGGGUUGAAAAUAUUUGCACCAGGCUUGCUAGGAGCAUGGCUUCACGGGUUCUUGUAUUCUUCAUCAGGCACGCUUCUCUUGUUAGACCCCUCUCUGAAUCAGGCAAAUUGAGAAUGGCAAGGGACAUGGCUGAACUGGAAUUGGCUGUGGGACAGAACUUGUUCCCAGUAGAACAGCUCGGUGCACCAUAUCGUGCCCUAAGAGCAUUUCGGCCUAUCAUUUUCUUGGAAACAUCUCAACUGGGAGCAUCUCCUCUUCUGCAGGAUCUGCCACCAAGUGUCAUACUUCACCAUCUUUACUCCCGCGGCCCAAAAGAAUUGCAGUCACCGAUGGAAAGGAACAGGCUUACGCCUCUACAGUAUUCACGAUGGUUGGAUUCUCAAGGGGAGGAUCAGAUCUGGAAAGGCAUCAAAGCAACUCUAGAUGAUUAUGCUGUAACUGUAAGGGCAAGAGGAGACAAGGAGUUCAGCCCUGUGUAUCCUCUGAUGCUGCAAUUGGGGUCAUCUUUGUCAGAGAGGGUUUGAAGACUACAUGAAUCUUUAAAAGUAAACCAAAGGGACUUUAAAUGAAAAUGAUUCAACCCAUAGGGGGUGGUAAGGUACGUAGUACUUUCCCAUUUUUCUUCCGGGGCCAUCUGGCUUGGGACUACCUGGGCAGGUUAGUACUUGAAUGACUUUUGAAAUUAAUGAAAAUAUUUGUUUGCUUCUUAAAAUUGAAGUAGUUUAAUAGAAUGAGUUAUCCAAAUACGUUGUCUUUUUGAAGUAUUUUUGGUUAAUUCCAAAACCAAAAUAUAUAAAUUUUAAAAAUAUCAUGAAUUUUUAAACUCUUUUAACGUAAUAUUAUACUUUUUAAG